Cordyceps fumosorosea ARSEF 2679 is the source of this 1119-nucleotide messenger RNA. Its product is annotated as protein disulfide-isomerase tigA precursor. Gene Ontology annotation, molecular function: protein disulfide isomerase activity. Bases 1 to 1119 code for a protein of 372 amino acids. The record is from RefSeq and is a predicted model, not a curated record. The transcript has 2 exons. NCBI's taxonomy places the organism in Eukaryota, Fungi, Ascomycota, Sordariomycetes, Hypocreales, Cordycipitaceae. Gene Ontology annotation, cellular component: endoplasmic reticulum. Gene Ontology annotation, biological process: protein folding.
AUGGUCUUGCUCAAGACUGUCCUCCUUGGCGCACUGGCCGCCACCGCCGCCGCCAAGUCCGCCGUCAUCGACCUCAUCCCCAAGAACUUUGACGAUGUCGUCUUGAAGUCCGGCAAGCCUACCCUGGUCGAGUUCUUUGCUCCCUGGUGCGGCCACUGCAAGACGCUCGCUCCCAUCUACGAGGAGCUUGCAGGCGUCUUCGAGUACGCCAAGGACAAGGUGCAGAUCGCAAAGGUCGACGCCGACGCCGAGCGUGACCUCGGCAAGCGCUUCGGCGUCCAGGGGUUCCCGACGCUCAAGUUCUUUGACGGCAAGAGCGACAAGCCCGUCGAGUACAGCUCCGGGCGCGAUCUCGAGAGCCUUGUGUCGUUCAUCACCGAGAAGACCGGCGUCAAGGCCAAGAAGAAGCUUGAGCGGCCCUCCGAGGUCGUUGAGCUCCACGACGACACCUUUAAGGAGACCGUUGGCAGUGACAAGCAUGUUUUGGUUGCCUUUACUGCCCCGUGGUGCGGACACUGCAAGAAACUUGCCCCCGUCUGGGAGCUUGUCGCUACCGAUUUCGCCAACGAAAAGAAUAUUGUUAUUGCCAAGGUCGAUGCCGAGGCUCCCAACAGCAAGGCCGUGACUGCCGAGCAUGGCAUCAAGUCCUACCCCACCAUCAAGUUCUUUGCGGCUGGUGACAAGGAGGGCGUCGCCUACGACACUACCAGAAGCGAGGAAGCCAUCGUCGCGUACAUUAACGAGAAGGCUGGUACCCACCGCCUUCCCGGCGGCGAGCUCGAUAACAUCGCCGGCACCAUCUCUGCCCUCGACGUUCUGGUCAAGAAGCUGACUGGUGGCGCUUCGAUCGCUGAAGUCGCCGCCGAGGUGAAGAAGGAAGCUGGCAAGCUGAAGGAGGCUGCCGAGCUCAAGUACGCCGAGUACUACGUCCGCGUCUUUGACAAGCUCAGCCAGAACGAGGGCUGGGUCAAGAAGGAGUCGGCCAGACUCGACAGCAUCCUGACCAAGGGUGGACUGGCUCCCUCCAAGCGUGAUGAGAUUAAGACUAAGGCCAACAUUCUCAAGAAGUUCGUCGAGGAUGUCGCAGAGAAGGUUGAGGAGGCCAAGGAUGAGCUGUAG